AUGAAAGCCACCGCCUUUGCGGCCGCCAUCGCCUUCCUCUGCUUCGCGACUCCGCGCCGGCUCCACGGCCCCUUCCUCUACGACGACGCGGCCGCUAUUCAGCGCAACCCAGUCGUGAAUGGACACGUGCCGCUGCACGCAGCGAUGGCUCUCGACUUCUGGGGCGAGGAGAUGUCCUCGCCUCGCUCGCACAAAUCCUUUCGCCCGCUGGUGACGCUCUCCUUUCGGCUGAGCCGCGUGCUCCAGUGGGAGAGCGACGGGGACUCGACGUUCGGCUUCCACCUCUUCAACGCUGGGCUGCACGCCUUCGUGACAGGAAUGGUGCCGGCCUUCGUCAAUGCUGCCUUUGGCUGGCGACGCGGCGGCAGGCGUGCGGGCGCGGCCGCGGCGCUGCUGUUCGCGCUGCACCCAGUGCACGUCGAGGCGGUGCAAAACGUGGUGAGCCGCGGCGAGCUGAUGAUGGCGGCCUUCUACCUCGCCGGCUUCCUCGGUUACGCGCAUGCAGUCGGCACGCCGCAGGAGACCGCAUCGCAGGCUGCUGCUCGCUCUGCCGUUGGCCUCGCCUCCGCCCUCCUGGGCACUCUCUGCGCGACCCUCUGCAAGGAGACGGGCGUGACGCUGCCGCUGCUGUGCGCCAAACACGGGAGCUGCGGGGUGGCAAAGGAACCUUCUAAGAGCCUUCUCGGAGCCUCGCAGGCGGCUCGACUCUCCGCCCUCGCGGCCGGCAACGCGAGCAUCGCCGUGUGGAGGCUCCGCCUGAACGAGGGCCAGCCGCCCGCCAUCAGCACAAAGCAGAACUGGCCGGGCUUCUACCCGCACCCGCUCUGGCGGCCGCUGUCAGUCGCUUGGGUGUGGCUCGAGUACGCCUCCCUCCUCCUCUUCCCCUCGGAGCUCUGCUGCGACUGGUCCGCCCCCGCCCUCCCCCCAAUCACGUCCCUCGCCGACCCGCGGCUCGCCGUGCUCGCUGCCGCCGCCGCCGCCACGGCCGCCGCCCUCGCCGCCGCCACGCUGCGGCGCACGAGUCGGCGGUGCCUCCUCUCCGCCCUCACCGCGGCGCUCCCCUUCCUCCUCGCCUCCAACCUCCUCUUCCCGGUCGGCACCUGCAAGGCCGAGCGGGUGCUCUACCUCCCUUCCCUCGGAGGCUGCAUGCUCGCUGCCCUCGCCCUGCUGGCCCGCCCUCUGCCCGCCACCCGCCUCUGCCGCCCCGCGCUGCUUGGGUGCGUGUGCGCCGGGCUGGCGGCGGUCUGCUGGUGGUACGCGGACGUGUGGACGGACGGAGUCGCGCUCUGGGCCAACGCGGUUGCGCUGUCGUGGGCAGGACGCGGCGCCGAGGCGGUCCCUGUCCUGCACCGCGCCCUCUCCCUCGCGGAGGAGACCGCGUCCUCGCCCGACCUCAUCGACGGCUCGAGGUCGCAGGACAUGUCUGGGUACGUCCCUCUCGCGAUCGCGCUGAUGAACGAGGGGCAGGCCAAGGGCGGCGCGCUCAUCGCCGACCGCUGCGUCCGCCGGCUCGCAGGCCUGGGAGGCGCCGAGGCGGCCCGGACGCGAGCGCGGUGCCUGGCCACCGCCGCCCUCACGCGCCACAAGGCGGACCCGGAGCGCGCGCGCAAAGAGGCGCUCGAGGCGUUGCGGCUCAGCCCGCACGACGCGGCGACAGCGUCGCUCGCGCGGCAGGCGCUUGAGGCGGUGGGCGUAGCAAUGUAG
This is a messenger RNA of Emiliania huxleyi CCMP1516, 1704 nucleotides long. RefSeq lists its product as hypothetical. The record is from RefSeq and is a predicted model, not a curated record. Gene Ontology annotation, biological process: protein O-linked glycosylation via mannose; endoplasmic reticulum unfolded protein response. Bases 1 to 1704 code for a protein of 567 amino acids. The transcript has 3 exons. Gene Ontology annotation, cellular component: endoplasmic reticulum. Lineage: Eukaryota; Haptophyta; Isochrysidales; Noelaerhabdaceae. Gene Ontology annotation, molecular function: mannosyltransferase activity.